AUGUUUGAAUCUCCAAGAAAAUCGAUUAAUGCUCUCAGAGCUUGGUCAGAGAGCCAGGAAGAGUUGCAAGAGAUGCAACCGGUGUCUCCUUUGAGAACGGGAGACCGUGUCAAAAUAAAAAAGAGAAAGAGGAAAGCACGUCCAGAAGAUAAACGCUCUAUAUCAGCGCCCCAGCUAUGUGCUGACGAGCCUCUAACUAACACAGAGGAGAGGUUGAUGGAAACUUGCAGUUUGAAAGACACAGACGAACCGAUAGUUAGAGGAAUUUUUCAAAUCGGAAAAAGAAGCCACGACGUUGUUCUGACAGCUACGAGGGUAACAUGGACUCCUAUCCAACCCGAGACGCCUACAGGAGAGUCAGACGUGAAGAGGAAGGAGGAUUACGUGGAGCUGAAGGACGUGUUCGCUGUGAAGGUCAAACGUCGGCGCUCGGCGGGUCAGCAGACCGGAGGCACUCUUCUCGGUCUCACUCUGUUCUGGUGUAAGAAGAAAGGCCACAAACUCAAAGAGUCAGCCAUCCACCUCAACAACCUGAGUGUGGACCACUGUGAGAUCUGGUUUAAACACCUGAAGGACAUUAUCAAUGGUUUUCAGAAGCGGCCCAAAUUUCUGAAAGUGUUUGUGAAUCCAACCAGUCAUAAGAAAGAAGCCCAGAGAAUCUACCUGGACCAGGUGGCUCCGCUUUUCAAGCUAGCUGACAUACAGGCUGAUGUCACCAUUACAGAGAGGAGGGGCCACGCUCUGUCCGUCCUAAAAGACUGCAGACUGGAGGAGUAUGAUGGGGUGGUGUGUGUAGGGGGAGAUGGCACCGUGGCUGAGGUGGCCCACGGGUUGCUGCUUCGGGCCCAGAUGGACGCUGGGAGGGACACAGACUCCAUCUUCACGCCUGUCCAAGCACCACUUCCUCUGGGCAUAAUACCAGCAGGUUCCACUGAUGUGGUGGCGUGUUCUGUUCAUGGCAUCAGACAUCCUGUCACUGCAGCUCUCCACAUCAUCAUGGGACACCGUCAGGCAGUGGACGUGUGCAGUUUCAGCUCUCUGGGCCGUCUGCUGCGCUUUGGUUUCUCGGCCAUGUUUGGUUUCGGUGCUCGGACGCUGGCCCUCGCCGAGAGACAUCGCUGGAUGCCACCCAGCCAACGGAGGGAAUUUGCCAUGAUCAAAACGCUGGCAAACCUGAAGCCUGAGACGUGUGAGCUGUUAUUUGUCAGUGGUGGAGGAAGUCAGGACCUGAUGAGGUAGGUGUCUGUGGGCAACGAUAGCCGUGUCUGUCUGUCUGUUGUAGAGGAAGACGGUCCAUGGCAGACCAGACAAGGCCAGUACCUGAACAUUAGUGUCAUGGCCAUUCCCUGUCUGUGCUCCAUGGCCCCCCGGGGACUGGCCCCCAACACCAGACUGAACAAUGGCAGCAUGGCUUUAACGGCCACAGGAAACACUUCCAGGUCGGAGUUCAUCAAACACUUGAAGAGGUAUAACAGCGUAAGCAGUCAGUUCAGCUUCUCGUUUGUGGAAACACACAUCGUGAGUGCCGUGAAGCUGCGACCUCACUCUCACGGUUCCUGGCCUGAGGAGGCCUCUGAGGAGAAUGAGGAGUGUGACUCCAAAGACACUCCUAUCAUCUCCUCAGAGGGAGCCUACCCCUGGAACGUGGACGGGGACUUGAUGGAGGUGCCCUCAGAAGUUCUCAUCAGGGUGCAUCCUUCUCUUCUGACGCUGUUUGGGCUCAAUGUGGAGGAAACAGAGGAGGGGCCCAUGUCAUGUAGCUGCAUUUAA
This is a messenger RNA of Chanos chanos (milkfish), 1770 nucleotides long. It is a transcript of the gene cerkl, whose product is annotated as CERK like autophagy regulator. The transcript is spliced from 12 exons. Gene Ontology annotation, biological process: phosphorylation; sphingolipid metabolic process. The record is from RefSeq and is a predicted model, not a curated record. Gene Ontology annotation, molecular function: lipid kinase activity. Lineage: Eukaryota; Metazoa; Chordata; Actinopteri; Gonorynchiformes; Chanidae.